Messenger RNA from Mytilus californianus (California mussel), 1519 nucleotides. Its product is annotated as melatonin receptor type 1B-B-like. The transcript has a single exon. Gene Ontology annotation, molecular function: G protein-coupled receptor activity. Lineage: Eukaryota; Metazoa; Mollusca; Bivalvia; Mytilida; Mytilidae. The record is from RefSeq and is a predicted model, not a curated record. Bases 40 to 960 code for a protein of 306 amino acids. Gene Ontology annotation, cellular component: membrane. Gene Ontology annotation, biological process: G protein-coupled receptor signaling pathway.
AAAAAUUCAACAAAUGUAACAUUUAACGAUGAAUCGCUGAUGACAUACGAAACCGUGAUCGCAUCUUUCUUGACAGUUUCGACCGUAUUCUCCUGGAUAUCAAACCUGAGUAUCAUUGUUGUAUUUUUGAAGUUCUCAUGUCUCAGGACAAAACAUGAUGUAUUAGUUAUCAACCUUGCGUUUACCAAUUUGACCAUUGCUACUGGAAUAGCAUUUUUUUCAACGUACACGUUAAAUCCUGGAAAUAUAUUUCAUAUGAAAUUCGUGUGUAUGAGCCUUUUCAUGUUGAUAUUUGGUGGAAUAUUAACGUCCUUACUUGUGCUUCUUUGUCUUGCUUUAGAGAGAUACCUCUGUAUUGUUCAUCCGUUAAUCUACAGUCGAAUUCGAAAUCGCCACGUAGUUAUAAGUAGCAUCUUAGCAUACAUUAUUGGCAUCAUUUACAUAGUUUUACCAUUCAAUUUCAAAAACAAAUGGGAGCAUUAUCAUCUUUGUGUUGUUGACGUUUUUCCUUUCGAAUUCAGUAUCGCAGAGCAAGUUAUUGGUGUGCUGAUAAUAGCAUCCAUUAUUGUGAUUAACUCUGUUGUUUUCAAGACGGCACUUUCACAAGCAGCUAGAAUAAAAACACUUCUUAAGAAUAUUCAAAAUAAACACACGAAAACGCGUAGAAGACAAAAAGGAAAAGCUUUUGUGACUGUUUUCCUGUUAUCUGGAAUUUCAGCUAUAUGUUGGAUUCCAUUAUUAGUAGUUUUUGGAUUAGAAUCCGAUCCUGAUUUGAGUGAAGCGUAUAGAUGGAUACUCACGCAACUACUGUAUGUCCCGGUGUCUCUGAACUCUUCAGUCACGGCUGUUAUUAUAGGAUAUAGAAACAGACAUUUUAGGGAUGCUAUAAAAUCCUUUUUUUGCAAACGUCAGCAUGAGUGCUUUGGAGUAAACGGAACCAACGUAACGAUUUAUGUCUGAUCAGUUAAAUGUUUUCUUUUACUGAAAUUGGUAGAUUUUAGUUUACCAUUGGAUUAGAAUCUGAUCCUGAUUUGAGUCGUAACUAUUUAUGUCUGAUAAGUUAAAUGUUUUCUUUGACUUAUAUUGGUAGAUUUUAAUUUACCAUGCUAUCUGAAGUAUAUAUACUGGGACACACGGAUAUAAAGCACUAUUAUAUUGUUCAAUUGUCUUCAACCCCUCUGGGUAUCAAUGUGAAACUAUGUUGAUGUGUGUAGGUUUAACAAAAGAUAUGGCAACAUGUGCCACAUUUUGUACACAAGUUUUGAUUGAUAUACAAAGAAUUGCUGUUGAUUACUCUGUUGGCAGGGGUAACAAAAAUGUUUUUAGACCCAAAAAUAGUCUGGUGACCCAUAUAUUUAUUUUUAUUAUUCUAAAGCUUAUUGUUUUGACUCUCAGAUGUGAAAUUAAAAAAAAAAAUCAAUGAACCAAUUAUUUGGAAAUUUAAGAAAAAAAUCUGUGUUUUUUGUGUGCAGCAAUGUCAACGAGACUGGAGCGGGAUUUAAUAAAUAUGUAUAAAACU